This is a messenger RNA of Sclerotinia sclerotiorum 1980 UF-70, 225 nucleotides long. RefSeq lists its product with no specific name. Lineage: Eukaryota; Fungi; Ascomycota; Leotiomycetes; Helotiales; Sclerotiniaceae. The coding region runs from base 1 to 225 and encodes 74 amino acids. The record is from RefSeq and is a predicted model, not a curated record. The transcript is spliced from 4 exons.
AUGUGCGAUUAUACUCAGGUUGAGUUUCGUUGUGGUCACGUUCGUUAUACAGUGAGGGCAUGGUGUAUCAAUUAUGAGACGACACAUCGUCGCUGUCCACCUAAUGUUGUGGCCGUAGAGUUUAGGUUGGGCGAAUCAGAAAUGUGUGGAGACUGUAAGCAUGUGGGAGAGAUGCCAGAAUGGUACUCCAGAAUCACGAAGAAAACGGCUCGAAUUCAUGUAUGA